AUGCCGUUAGCGAACACCCUUGGGCCGCAUGCAAAGACCAUGGGAUGGUUUUGCCGGCCGACCAUGGGGAAUGCUGAAGCAGACACAAACUCAAGCAUUGCAGAUGGUCGUUUUCAGGCAUAUCGCCGGUGCGAACAGAACUUGCUUGAAUCUCCUAGAUCUGGAGAUUUCAUGACCAUGUACAUGUCCCCCGCACGCACAGCGGCAGUGGAGUGGGCAAUCUCGGACGCGGCGAUUCGUCGGAGGACAGCGCUCCCCGAUGGCGAUGCACGUGAGGGCCCACGAGGAGAAUUGACUGAGCCAAUCCCGGCCCACGCAAUUCAUGUCGCGGCCAUCGACCGAAUUGGUGGGAGGAAAUAG
Penicillium canariense is the source of this 360-nucleotide messenger RNA. RefSeq lists its product as uncharacterized. The transcript is spliced from 2 exons. NCBI's taxonomy places the organism in Eukaryota, Fungi, Ascomycota, Eurotiomycetes, Eurotiales, Aspergillaceae. The coding region runs from base 1 to 360 and encodes 119 amino acids. The record is from RefSeq and is a predicted model, not a curated record.